AUGGCGCUGCAACCAGAACAUGAAGUCAAGGAGGCUAAAAAGAACCCAGAAUCUGGUGCAGGCUUCUCCCUGCGGCACUUCACCUGGGAGGAGAUCGGGCUCCGCACGGGCCAGGGGCACCCGCAGCAGGAGCAGUGGCUGGUGAUUGACAGGAAGGUCUAUGACAUCAGCCAGUUCUACCAGCAGCACCCAGGGGGUGCCCAGGUCAUCAGUCACUUCGCAGGACAAGAUGCCACGGAGGCCUUUGUCGCAUUCCAUGUCAACAAUGCACUGGUGAGAAAAUACAUGAGCUCACUGCUGAUUGGGGAGCUAGCACCAGAUGAAAUCAGCAUGAAGCCCAGCAAAAACAAACUGCUGGUAGAGGAUUUCCGUGAGCUACGCACCACCAUCGAGAGGAUGGGAUUUCUGAACCCCAACGGCCUCUUCUUCUUCCUGAAUUUCCUGCAAAUUCUUCUGCUAGAGGCUGCCAGCUGGAUCAUUCUCUGGUACUUUGGGACUUCCCUAGUACCAUUCCUCAUCUCUGUAGUGCUGCUGACAACCUCCCUGUCCCAAGCUGGGUAUCUGCAACAUGAUUUGGGACACUUCUCAGUAUUCAGCAAGCCCAAAUGGAAUCACGUGGUUCAAAAGUUUGUGAUAGGCCAACUGUUGGGCUUGCCGGCCAGCUGGUGGAAUCUAAGGCAUGCCCAACAUCACGCUAAAACCAACUGCUUCCUCAAGGAUCCUGAUCUCAAUAUGCAUCCUUGGUUUACUUUAGGGAAGGUGCUCUCUGUGGAGCUCGGGAUAAAGAAGAAGUUCAUGCCUUACAACCAUCAGCACAAGUACUACUUUGUCACACUGCCCCCAUUCCUGUUUCUUGUCUACUUCCAAUACUUUCCAUUGCACAAGACAAUCCAGAGAAAAGACUGGGCGGACCUGGCCUGGAUGCUGAGCUUCUAUAUCCGAUUCUUUCUCACUUACGAGCCCUUACUGGGGGUGAAGAGUCUCCUGGGGUUCUAUCUGCUGAUCAGGUAUCGUUCACUGAUCCCACAACUCCCUUUGGCUGUGCCUUCUUCUCGGGCUUGCUCUGUCUCUACUUUCUGUCUCUUUGGCCCUUGA
Molecule: messenger RNA, 1095 nt
Organism: Dermochelys coriacea (leatherback sea turtle)
Lineage: Eukaryota; Metazoa; Chordata; Testudines; Dermochelyidae
Product: acyl-CoA (8-3)-desaturase-like
Exons: 8
Coding region: 1-1095 (364 amino acids)
Biological process (GO): lipid metabolic process
Cellular component (GO): membrane
Molecular function (GO): oxidoreductase activity, acting on paired donors, with oxidation of a pair of donors resulting in the reduction of molecular oxygen to two molecules of water
Source: RefSeq, a predicted model, not a curated record